UUCGUUGAUUUUUUUAUUUUAAAAAUAUGAAAUAAAUGGUAAGAGACUACUAUAUAAAGAAAGAGAGGUGGGGUGUUGAAUAGUAGUAGUCAUAAAACAUAAAAACAUACAUCAUCAAACUUAAGAAGCUCUAAUACGUUUUAUAGUAACACAUAAACAACAAACAACUUGAUAGUAAACUAACUAGCUAAUAUGGCAACAAUGGAGUGGUCUCCUCAACAUGCAAUGAAAGCUUUCUUGCAAACUCUUCAUUUGUGUAAAGAGAAUAACAUACAAAAUGAAGAAGAAAGGUAUGGAGUAGAUGGAAGCAAAGUAAUCGAACCACAAGGAACAGAAUUACUAUCAGCUUUAGCAGCAGGAAACAAAGCAAGAAUAAUACUAGACAUAACAUCCCACCAAAAAGGCGUUACACCCUUAACACUUGCACUAGCAGUUGCUGCUAAACAAACUGAAGGCAAACUCAUAUGCAUUCGUCCCACUCUUCAAUCCCUCUUCGGACUAGACCACUACGUCGAUCGCGACCACGACAACUGUGACGCUAGUGGCGUCACCGAACUACGAGUUGGUGAUCCAUGUGAACUAAUAAACAACAUUCGGAACGUUGAUUUCGCAGUCAUUGACUGCACCGGUUUCGACCCGAGUCGCCUGAGAACAUUAUCCGAGAGGUUGCACAUGAAUCCAAGAGGUGCUAUAAUUGUUGCUAACAAUAUAACACAAAGAGAACAAGGUGUUGUGCUUAUUGAUCAGUUGUUAAAGGGUAAAAGAGGAGUUGAAUCUUCUGUUAGAACUUUACCUUUGAGUUCUUCAACAGGAUUUCAACUCAUUAUUAAAAUAAAAUCUAAGUGUCAGAGGAGGAAACAUAAGAGAUUUUUUGUUACAUUUGAUGAUUGAAUAAUGAUCAUCUUAUGUUGUUUUUUUCAUUUCUGUUGUUUCUUUUUCUGAGUGAUGUUAUGUACACAAUAUAAUACUUGAAUUGACUUGUACAUUAGAUUUUGACAAUUAUAACUGUGCUCCCAUUUUUUUUUUGUUGGUGCAGUAAUUAACCAAGCUUGUUUGGUAAUUACUGGAUUACUUUUUCAUGAUAUUUUCAUGUAUCAGAAAGGAGGGCUAGGUUAAAUUACUGUGUAAUUUUAUGUACACUUUUUUUUCCCAAGUGUUUA
Messenger RNA from Chenopodium quinoa (quinoa), 1160 nucleotides. RefSeq lists its product as uncharacterized. NCBI's taxonomy places the organism in Eukaryota, Viridiplantae, Streptophyta, Magnoliopsida, Caryophyllales, Amaranthaceae. The record is from RefSeq and is a predicted model, not a curated record. Bases 193 to 891 code for a protein of 232 amino acids. The transcript is spliced from 2 exons.